GGAAUAUGCAGCAGGGGAAUUGGCGUUCCCACAAUCGCUACUGGCAAUAUAGCUAGUUCUUAGACUGCCUAACUUUAUUUGUCCCUUUUGCUUGGGUCGUAACGCACGAAGCUUUACCAGUCAGCAGCCGUUACUCUAAAAAGCAAUCGUCCCGUCUGCCAAGGCACUCGGUGCGGCAUGGAGUCAGGUCCGGCUUUAACGUCUGGGACAAACCUCCAGAUAACUCCGGGCUCCGCUCAUCAAGGACAGCCUCGCAACAGAAUUCGUUUCUCUUGUACCAAAUGUAGAGAGAAAAAGUUGAAAUGCAACCGCGAAACGCCCUGCGACCAGUGCACAAAGCGAAAUAUUGGGGAAACAUGCGUUUAUGUCCCCUAUGCCCGAUCAAAAGCCGGUCUAGACACUCCAAGUGCAGCAAAAUCGUCUACAUCACAACCAACACAUCAGACAUCUCACCACCCUGAUCAGGCCGGUCAAGCCGGAAAUGCCGGAGCUGGAAACUCCGGGGUUGGAACCAAUGCUGCCCUUUUGUCUAGACUACGACACUUGGAGCGACUGGUUCAUGUCCUGAAGGCAAAAAGUUCCAGCGAUGUGAACCAGUCGGGUUCAAAUCAACCCGUCUUAGUCGAGAAACCGAAUUCCGAUGAGGAAUCGUCGGGCGAAGAUGGAACUCCGGGAGCUGGGCCCAUAUUUGGCCAAAGCCGUUACGUGGAGUUUGGUAACUGGGAAGCCAUUCUCGAUGAAAUUACCGAACUCACAGGAGACUUGCGGGUCUCUGAUGAUAAUGUCCAGUUACCUCGCACAUAUGUGGGUGCACCUGUGCCCUCUGGCUUCGCAGAAGGCCCAGUCCUUCUCAUGGGCGCCUGGCCUCGCGCCUCAUACUCUGACUUACUGUCCUGUUUGCCCGCCCGAAAUGUGGUGGAUCAACUCACUAGCCAUUUCUUCCAGGCUAAAGAGCCAGCAUGGAUGAUGUUUCAUAUCCCUGCUUUCUUGAGGCAAUAUGAUGAGUUCUGGAAAUCUCCAGAGCAAUUUACUUUCUCAUGGCUGGCUCUCUUGUUUACUAUGAUGAGCCAUGGGACCUUAUUCUGUCUUCUUGGUGACAUCGAGGCCCCCGAGAACCUAGGCGAUCCUCUAGAGAUUGUUGACAAGUAUCGUUCCCUGGCGGCACACUGCCUCGUCCUCGAUGACUACACAAAGCCUGAUAAGUACAAACUCGAGGCUUUGCUUCUCUAUACGGGCAUCGAGCACUUUAAGCAGCCCGAUGCCCGGCGUGGCACUUCCAUGGUUUCUACUAUUGCCUGCCGCCUCGCUAUUCAUAUGGGUCUGCAUCGGGAUCCUAAGCACUUCAAGGGCAUGUCGGCUUUCGAAGGAGAAAUGAGACGCAGGAUGUGGAUUAUUGUGACCGAAGUUGAUCGCCACGUUUCAUACCAGUUCGGCCUCCCUUGCAAUAUUCAAGCGCGGUUGUGUGACACGGAGCCACCGCGUAACCUUCACGAUGAAGAUUUCAACGAGUCCACCAUCGAGCUGCCUCCAUCCCGCCCAGAAACCGAGCAGACCCGUACUCUAUACAGCAUAGUGAAGGCACGACUGCUCGCAAUCUUCGCCGAGAUAUUUGAAACAUCGCACCUGCUACCGCGGUACUCGCAGAUUUUGGAGCUGGACAGGAGAUUGGAAGAAGUGCACGAUUCCAUGCCGGUGAUUUUUGCAAUGCGCUCCUUCCGACAGAGCAUAGGUGACUCGAUCUACUUGGCUAUGCAGCGAUACUGGCUUGACCUAGUCUACCAAAAAGCGCGAUGCGUCUUGCACCGGCGUGUCAACCGGUUCCCCAAAUCACGCUGGGCCUGCGUAGAUGCGGCCGUCAGAAUCAUGCGCCAUCAAUACGACGUCCAUGUCGAGAUGCAGCCAGGAGGCCGCCUCGCCCGCGAGCGUCUCUUCAUAUCGAGCCUGUACACGCACGACUUCCUUCUUGCCAACAUGAUUCUUUGCGCCGAGUUAUCACACGUCAUGAAGGCCGACUCGGAACCCCCUUACACGCCUGAGGGCUCCACGGGGUCUGCCGACGACAGAGACAGAAGAAGAUCUCGCUCGGCACCAUGUAUGCCAAAGGAGGAUCUGUUGGAGAUCCUUCGCACGUCCCGAGACGUGUGGCAGACCACCCGCCACGAAUCCUCAGAGGCCGAUCGCGCGUUCAAGAUCAUUUCCCGCAUGUUGACAGUUGCCACCGGGACCUUAUUCGGGUCCAGCCCGGACUCGACUGGCAGUGACGCCCGCGAAGCCGGGGAGAGGCUCAAGAGCGAGCCACCGACAUGUCCUCCAAGGUUUGACGAGGAUUUCUACGGCACGCCCGGUGCCCUUGGUCAGCAUGCUGGACAUCUUGAACCGGAUAGCGUGAUUCGGGACGAAAGAGGUCUGGAUCCUCUGGGCGGCGUUCUCCCGCCACAGCAAUGGGGUCCACACCGCCUCGCAACUGACUAUGUCAGAGAUUGGGCGGUACCAGCACAGCUUGGAGCCACGAUACAACACGAUUUCGAAGGGAUACUGUAUCCGGGUGCUGAUAUGAAUUGGGCCAACUGGGACAAUAAUUUGCAAAACAAAAGUCCAGACGCAUCUCAGAUGCAUUGGAAUAGUUUUCACCCUAGCAAUCAGUAAUGAUUAUUCAACCACCGACGUUAUGCAGACUCUAUGGUAAUUCCUCCCCUGUUCUGG
Messenger RNA from Pyricularia grisea, 2703 nucleotides. RefSeq lists its product as uncharacterized. The record is from RefSeq and is a predicted model, not a curated record. Bases 178 to 2646 code for a protein of 822 amino acids. Gene Ontology annotation, biological process: regulation of DNA-templated transcription; DNA-templated transcription. The transcript has 5 exons. Gene Ontology annotation, molecular function: DNA-binding transcription factor activity, RNA polymerase II-specific; DNA binding; zinc ion binding. NCBI's taxonomy places the organism in Eukaryota, Fungi, Ascomycota, Sordariomycetes, Magnaporthales, Pyriculariaceae. Gene Ontology annotation, cellular component: nucleus.